This is a messenger RNA of Fonsecaea erecta, 549 nucleotides long. RefSeq lists its product as hypothetical. Gene Ontology annotation, molecular function: GTP binding; GTPase activity. Lineage: Eukaryota; Fungi; Ascomycota; Eurotiomycetes; Chaetothyriales; Herpotrichiellaceae. Gene Ontology annotation, biological process: intracellular protein transport; vesicle-mediated transport. Bases 1 to 549 code for a protein of 182 amino acids. The transcript is spliced from 6 exons. The record is from RefSeq and is a predicted model, not a curated record. Gene Ontology annotation, cellular component: cytoplasm; Golgi apparatus.
AUGGGUGGCUCGUUCUCAAAAUACUUCACCAGCCUCAUUUGGAGCAAGAAAGAUAUCAGGAUUCUGAUUCUUGGUCUUGACAAUGCUGGCAAGACCACCCUCUUGUAUAGACUCAAGAUUGGCGAGGUGGUCACCACGAUACCUACAAUAGGAUUCAACGUCGAGUCCGUUCAAUAUGGCAAGUUGAACUUCGAUGUUUGGGACUUGGGUGGACAGACAUCAAUACGACCCUAUUGGAGAUCAUACUACGCCAACACUGCAGCCGUCAUAUUCGUCAUUGAUUCGACCGACAUUGAACGAUUAGAGAUCGCCGCGGACGAAUUAAGGUCCAUGUUAAACGAGGACGAACUGAAAGAUGCGGCUUUGCUGGUAUUUGCCAACAAGCAAGAUCAGCCUGGCGCACAAGGAGCCGGGGAGAUCUCCGAAGCUUUGAAAUUGGGCGAGCUGAGAGAUCGGAAUUGGAGUAUCGUUGCAUGCUCAGUGAUUGAUGGUAAAGGUAUCAAAGAAGGAAUGGAUUGGCUUUCUCAAACUGUGCAAUCAGAGUCGUGA